Babjeviella inositovora NRRL Y-12698 is the source of this 1880-nucleotide messenger RNA. RefSeq names its product rRNA-processing protein (gene PWP1). The record is from RefSeq and is a predicted model, not a curated record. The transcript has a single exon. Bases 121 to 1809 code for a protein of 562 amino acids. Gene Ontology annotation, cellular component: nucleus. Gene Ontology annotation, molecular function: protein binding. Gene Ontology annotation, biological process: rRNA processing. NCBI's taxonomy places the organism in Eukaryota, Fungi, Ascomycota, Pichiomycetes, Serinales.
UCAUCACUCUCAAUGCAGGAUUACUUUUUUUUUUGCUUUUUUUUCACGCUGAGAAUUUUCUGCAUCAAAAAGAAUUGUACCUAUGAUUUAUCUUCAUUCCCGGUUACUUUACCACACACUAUGAUUUCCUCCAGUACCUGGGUCCCAAGAGGGUUUGCUUCCGAGUUUCCUGAAAAAUAUGAAAUGAACGACGAAGAGAUCGAGAGAAUCUCGGAGUUGGCGAAGUUACAAUUGGAAGACGCCAGAACCGACUUGCAGGAGGCACAAGAAGGCGAGCAAAAGGAGUUCAAGGACCAGAUUGAGAUUGAUGACGACUUGAAGGAGUAUAACUUGGAGCACUACGACGAUGAUGUAGACUCCGAGGGUGAGCAGGUGACUAUGUUCCCCGGCCUUUCCAACACAGAUGCCAAGUUUCACCAGGACGAGGCCGACGGCAACGACCCAUUCAUCUCCUUGCCUAACGAGCAGGACAUGAACGAGGAAAAAUCCGAGUUGCAAGUCUACCCUACCGACAAUAUGGUGUUGGCCACCAGAACCGAAGAUGACAUUUCCUACUUGGACGUCUACGUGUAUGAUGAUGGUGCCGGUGCCCCAGAGGGCUCCAACGAAGAAGAGGAGGACAAGUUCGAUGCUGACGUGGCCAAGGGGUUGGUGCGCGAGAGCAACUUGUAUGUGCACCACGAUUUGAUGUUGCCAGCGUUCCCGCUCUGCGUGGAAUGGGUCAACUUCAAGCCAAUGGGCGAUAACUCCGCCACUAACGUCGGCAACUUCGCGGCGAUCGGCACUUUCGAUCCCCAAAUCGAGAUCUGGAACUUGGAUUGCAUCGAAAAGGCGUUCCCAGACGUUAUUUUGGGAGAGCCAGAGGCUAACAGCAUGGCUGGCCUCAAGAAAAAGAAGAAGAAGUCUAAGAAGGCCCAGGAACACAUCACCACCCACCACACCGACGCCAUCUUGUCCUUGGCCCAUAACAAGAUCCACAGAUCCAUCUUGGCCUCCACCUCCGCUGAUGCCACAGUCAAGCUCUGGGACUUGACCACCGCCACCGCGGCCAGAUCCAUGAAUCAGAUUCACCAGGGCAAGCAUGUGUCGUCCUCCCAGUGGCACGCCAGCGAAGCCUCCAUUUUGUUGACCGGUGGUUACGACGGCUGUGUCGCGUUGUCCGAUGUCAGAAUCUCUUCCGACGCCGAGAUGACCAAGAGAUGGAGCGUUCAUGCCGGUGAGGAGGUUGAGAGCAUCAAAUGGGGCACUGAUUCCUCCACCUUCUAUGCCGGUACCGAUGCCGGUAAUGUCUACUGUUACGACGCUAGGAAAGCUGACAAGCCGGUCUGGACCCUCCAGGCGCACGACGCCGGAAUUUCUGCCUUGGAAGUCAAUCCAUUCGUGCCGGGCUUAGUCGUCACCUCCGCCAUGGGCGAGAAAGCUAUUAAGUUGUGGAGAGUGCCUACCGCCGCCAACGAGGGUGCCAUCAGGCCAUCGAUGGUGCUCGCGCGUGACUUCGGUGUCGGUAACGUCUUGACCACUUCCUUUGCUCCAGAUAUCGAGGUCGCUGGUAACAUCACCAUCGGUGGUGUUACUGGACAGUUGAAGAUGUGGGACAUGUUUUCCAACAGGGCUGUCAGAGGUGCCUUUAGCGCCCAGUUGAGAGACUUGCAAAAGCGUGCCAGAGACGAGGCUAAGGCCAGUGGCAGAGCCUCCAGAUUGGCCAGAAAGUACACCGACUCCUACCAGGAAACUGUCAUGACCGUCGAAGACGGUGGAGAUGAUGAGAGUGAGGACGAAGGUGAGUGGGACGACGAGGACGAGGAAUAAGCCUCUAAUAUGCAUUUCAUUUCAGUGCCUUGUACAUUAUAAUUAAUAAUCUUUCUUUGCGUGUGCGAUAG